ACUCGUUUGCUUUGGUAGCGCUCAGUUGCUGAACGGAAGUCGUGGAGAGGAGAUCUCGGAUAAUUACGCUCAUUUCCCACUCACCAGAGAUCCGUCGUUCGUUGAGGCUAAUAAGUUGGAAAUUGUGAGAAAACGAGAAUGAUGACGCAGGUUUGUGAGGCGUGUUAUCAUUCACCAUGAACUCGAGUACGUGUUGGCAUUGCAGUUUGAAGUCCUAUGAAGUGUCCUAUUUGAGUGCGGAGGUCAUGCAUCACUUCGUGGGUUACAUCCUCCCGGGAGUGAUCUUUUCGAUCUUGGGACUUCGCUGGGCUUCCCAAUUGAUCUGGGAAUGGACACAGCAAGUUAUUGUGUCGGAAUUCCAGAUCCUGGGCUUACCUGUGCCGCCCAAAAGAAAAGGGUCCUGCUGUCGAGCCGCUUUCUCGUUGCCCUGGGAAGGGAUCGUCAAACUGAUCUUGACCGGGUUGGGCAUCAUGGUAUCCGUGAUUGCGGCCGCACCCCAACAACAGGAUAGUGAAUACGUCACCAACAUCCGAUAUGCCACGAUCUACCUGUUCUUUGCUUUGUCUGGUCUAGUGGACAUCCUGGUGUAUUAUUGUGGUUACUCAAUCCUUCCCGAGGGUAUCCAAAGCAUGAGCCUGAGCUUGUCCUUCAUUGUAGAGGGCGUUUUGUACGCUAUGAGGCUUCGAUUUGAACGAUAUUUGGAGCAACAAAUUCAUGUCCUUCUUAUUCUGGCUAUAUUUGCCUGCUCGGUCUCCUGCGUGCUUGAGGUCUUGUACGACAACCGUCUCGUCAAAUUUUCUCGGGCCUAUCUCUGUAUUCUCCAAGGUACCUGGCUCAUCCACGGUGGGUGCAUUAUGCAGGGGCGAGGCUCUUCGCCAGCGCAAACUUAUCCCGACUCAUUGGAGUGGGUCUCGAUUCUCUUCAGUUGGCACGUGGCCGGGAAUUUCAUUCUUUUCGUGGGCAGUCUGUUGCUAGCCAAGCAAGUGGCUCUCUCCGAGUCCUUCGAUUGCUUGGGAUGCUUGGCUCCCGCCAACAUCCUCUCGAACACAUCCACUCCCAGAUCGAACUCCUUCAACUCACCGGCCACGGUUCAGACCAACGCCUCUCCCAGUCCCACUUCUGGGGCCCAUUUGAAACGCCCUCAGACCAACGGGUUGGUCCCACCCUAUAGUUAUAUGCAAACCAAGCAAUUGCCACCUCCACCGGCGACGAAUGGGCCGGACCUGGAGGCGGGGCAACAUCAUCGCUAUAACUAUCCCCAUCAGUUUCAGCCCGUGGAGGAAAUGAGUCGGGCUUCUUCCGCUACGCAGAAGGAGUUGGAGAGCUAUCAACCCCAGGGAAUCAACCAUCCCCAAGAUUUAGCCGGGUUCCACCCUCGGGAUGGAGCUAGUAUGGCUUCCAGACCGAUGAUUGUUGAGGCGAUACCACGGGAUAACGUGAUGAUCAGCGAGGAAUACCGAAGCCUGGCCAGAGAAGCCAACCAUCAAGCAUCGUUCAAAGGCAAAGAGAGCAGCUUGAUUUGAGGUUGCAAAGCCAUUGGAACGAUGUCAAAAUUACCAAAGACUCAAAACCGUCAUUAUCGUUGUUCAAGAACGUGUAAUAUACGAAAUAUACAAUGUGCUAGGA
Tigriopus californicus is the source of this 1626-nucleotide messenger RNA. RefSeq names its product transmembrane protein 45B-like. Lineage: Eukaryota; Metazoa; Arthropoda; Copepoda; Harpacticoida; Harpacticidae. The transcript has 3 exons. The record is from RefSeq and is a predicted model, not a curated record. The coding region runs from base 177 to 1523 and encodes 448 amino acids.